AUGAUCCUCGUUCAUCGGUACCGCACCCUCAUCGGCUACCACAGACGGAAGGACUGGGAACUUAAGAUUGCCUCUCGCCUGUCUUCCACCUUUAUCCACCGCAUGGAUGGGAUCCUGAGCCGUAAGAUGGCUAACGUUCUUUGGGGCUCCAAGCAAUCCUACAAGCUGGGUCCGGCUGCAAUUCGAGAGGUCAAGGCAAUUAUCCACAGCCUACGAACUGAGGAAUGGAAGAUUUUUAUUCCCCAGAUGAUCCCUCGCGACCACCAUUUCGAGUCCUUUGGCGAUGCUAGUUUUAUUGGGGGCGGCGCUUAUUCUACGUCCCUGGACUACUGGUUUCGUGUUGUUUGGAGUAAACAAAUUGUGGCGGGUACUAAGUUAAAGCCCUCCGACGCAUCAUACAUCCACAUCAAUGUGUUGGAGUGCCUCGUUUCCUUCCUGCAGGCAGUGGCCCUUGUCGUGACCAUGGAGUCUUCCGCGCUCUCUGAUCCCAUACAUGAUUUGUUCCCACAUGGUAUUCCGGCGUUCCCGGUCCUUCGUUGUCGUACGGACAACACUGCGACGGUGUCUUGGAUCAAUGACACACGGACCACCAACAUCACAGAAGUAUCCUUGGAUGAACGCCUUGCGCAAUUUCCAGCCCAGUGCCGAACUCAUCUCCGUUCUCAGAUCCGCGCUGUUAUGCAGCUCGAGUCCGGUCCCACCAAAUCUACCAGAGUCCUUGGGACAAUUCGUUCCCACCGCAUCCAUUUCCUCCGCUUUCUGCGUCGUAGAAAUUGGCCGCCGAUGGAUCUACUUUUGGAGUCCGUCUCACAUGACGCCCGUACACACCUUCUUGCUGCUUUUGCAGUCGACUUGGCGGUGGGCAAUACCGUCAAGGGUAAGCCCAUCAAAGCAGCGACCAUUGGCAACUACCUUCGAGAUACAGCUACCCUUCUUGAAAACUUCUGUGGUCGAGAUCCCCGCUACACUAAUCGCUCUGACAAUGAGUUGGCGCUUCCCCUCCGCGCUGUUCUGAACGAAUGCAAGCGUCAUAAGAAUAUGCCUCAUCGAGUCGACCCCUAUACAAUUGAGAUGCAUACCACCUUGGUGGCUCUGAAUAGCGCUACAACCGCACAUUUGGAUGGUUUACACCGUGCUAUGGAAGAUUGGUUUAACCUGAGUACCUAUUUAGGUUUUCGCCUUCGCGAAUGGGCCCAGGAGGAUGAUUACCGUCGCCUGGCUUCCGGUGGCAAGAUUGCCCCAAACGGUACGAAACGCGCUUUCACUCUCGAUGACAUUCGUUUGUUCGACUCGGGAAACCGUCCUGUUUCGAUUGCUGAGUUUAUCGAGAAUUUUGAUGCCGUGGCCCGCUCCAAUGUCAAGUUCUCUUGGCAAAAGAACCAUGAUCACGGUGAGGAAAAACUGCUUUCCAGCAAUCCUCGUAACCCUACCCGUGACGCUCUGCGGAGUCUCCAUAACAUUGUCAGCCAAUUUGCACGGAUUGUCGGUCUGGAUAAGAUCGAUAUCCCACUUGCAGUGUACAAAGGAUCCUUUGGUGAAAAGUUUUUCAUCCACAGCAAAGUCAUUGCUUCCACCCUUCGGACCUUGGCCAAGAAGACUUACAACCUGACUGAUCGCGAUCUUCAGCAACAUUACAAAUAUACGUCCCACUCUCUUUGA
Cylindrotheca closterium is the source of this 1659-nucleotide messenger RNA. The record is from the annotation of a GenBank genome assembly. Lineage: Eukaryota; Bacillariophyta; Bacillariophyceae; Bacillariales; Bacillariaceae.